AUGGGUCUACACGUUUGUCACGAUAUUUUCGAUAGCCAGGCUCGCAAGCAGUACUUGGAUAAGGCACCCGACGCAAAUCCCUUUGGGAACGAUGACGCGCCUGCGAGAUUUCAAGACUUCGAUGUACCCACAAAGCAGUUGACUCAGUGGGUCAUGAUAUUCCCCGAGCGCAUUCGAGAGAGAAUGGACGAGCAGCGUGACAUCGACCAAACAACUUGGCGCAUUGAACCUUACGGUUGGGACAGUGAAGAUCGUACCUAUUUCGUGCUCGACGAUAAUCGGGUCUACCGCUUGACAGAGCCGCCGCCAGCUCCUCCGUCCACUUCAAUAAAGAGAUCAAAGAAGGCCUUCCGAAGCGGUCGUCGAUCGAACAAGAGACGAAGAACACAAACAAAUGCAGAACUGGACGCCGAACUGGAUGAGAUGAGCGAACAAGAGCAACCACAGAAGGAUCACGAUUCCGCCAAAGCUCCUGAAGAUGGGCUGGGGGGUAUGGUUUGGGAAUGUCUUGCUGUGACCUUAGAGGAAGCCCGGCUGUUGAUCGAAGGGUUUCGGAAAAGUCGGGACGAGAACGAGAAGAUUCUACGCAAACAGCUCGAACAACACCUUCUGCCGAUUCUAGAAAAACAAGAGGAGAGCAGACAGCGCAGGAUUGCUCAGAGAGAGCGCGAGCUGCUUACCAUGGCGAAAUUGGCCAAUGCAAAGCGGUCCAGCCGUCUGGCCAGCAAACUUGAACAGCAGAAGCACGAGGAGAAGGUCAGGGAAGAACAGCAGCAGCAGCAGAAAGCCGCCUUGACGAGAUUACACGAGGAGGAAGCUCGCCUCAAGCGCGAGACUGAGAGAGACUUCAGGAUGGCCUCCCGUGGCCAGAGGUUAAGAGAAAGAGAAGCACGACGAAUACAGCAUGUGGAGGAGCUCGCCAACCUCUCUGAAGACAGCAAAUGCCAGGAAAAUGGGCAAAGUAGAUUGUCUGAACGACGCAGGCAAGCCGAGAUUGAGAGGGCCCAGCAAGCCUUGAAGGAUCUGGACGAUGAAGACGACGAAUGGACAUUCGACUGUGUGUGUGGGCUCUAUGGUAAGGUGGACGACGGCACGCACAGCGUGGCCUGCGAGAGCUGCAAUGUCUGGCAGCACAGCAGAUGCCUCGGCCUCAGCGAGGACGAAGUGGAAUCUCCCGAGUCCCAUUUCGUAUGCGCUGCUUGCAAGCGACGUCAGGUUGAAGCCAGCAAUGCCACGCCACAUACAACCAUCAAGCUCAAGGUCAAACGUGAUCAGAAUACAAGCAAUACGCAACUACAUAUGGUCGACGACCUACGAAACAACGAUACGGGGGAUUCGACCCAGUCUCAUGCCAUGUAUGACGCAAACUGA
Messenger RNA from Emericellopsis cladophorae, 1371 nucleotides. Its product is annotated as Reticulocyte-binding protein 2 a-like protein. The record is from RefSeq and is a predicted model, not a curated record. Lineage: Eukaryota; Fungi; Ascomycota; Sordariomycetes; Hypocreales; Bionectriaceae. The coding region runs from base 1 to 1371 and encodes 456 amino acids. The transcript has 5 exons.